CCGUUUCCUGCCUUCGGCGCACACUCGGCGAGAACCAAACGCAGUAAGUAAAACAGGGCACAAUGACCCUGCGAGCGAGGGGGCCUCUCGGGAACGUUUAUCGACUUCGACGCUCUCCGCCAAAAGACACACACCGACCGAUUCCGGGAGCACAGCUCGCAGAGACAUCGUUGAGACGCGUACAGGUAACCGAGGAAGGACCGGAUCAACACUCUUAUAGGUGGCCCAUGGUUGCAGGUUUCUCGGCUGUCUCGUACGCGCCCGCACGCCCAACUGCCGGUCCCACCCGGGCCGAAGGGCCGAGUCCAAGGGGGCCGCAGUCCACCGGAGGGGUGGCCGGCGGUGGCGCGCGCCCGGAGCAGACGACCAGCCCGAGCACGAUGGCCGGCCACUAUCGACGCCUCGAGGCUGCUAUCGCAGACGCGCUGUUGGCACCCAGCUGCCGGCCAUUCAAGACGGCGGGCGUUAGGCACGAACGGAACGUCAAGUUCUACACAGGCUGGAGCCCAUGGGUGUACUCCAACUUCCUGUCGCCGAAUGAACUACACGACUCUGGGUACCAUAGCCUCUCUCGCAAGCCCUUCGGAGAGACACCAACCAAGGCUCCACAAGCGGGGUCAAGGAGAGAGGAAGUUGCUGGCAUCAGGCAACGGUUCCCAUCUAAGAUACCGGUGAUUGUGGAACGCUAUGCCAAAGAAAGGAACCUUCCACUUCUAGACAAGACAAAGUUCCUGGUUCCUGAGGAGCUUACCAUGUCCCAGUUCAUGUCCAUCGUGAGUUGCAUGUGUCAGUGGCUCCGCAUCACCGUGGACAAGUGGACUUCAAAGCAAACGCAGCCUUCAAAUACAGCUGAAUGGAAUGAGUAUUGUUUGAAACAGACUGCAAAUCAGUGCCUGCCAAUCAUUCUACCUGCUCGUCAACAACAGAAGUAUGGCCAACCUGUCCAAGACCCUGGCUGACGUAUACACAGAGUUCCACGAUGAAGAUGGCUUCCUAUACAUCACAUAUGCCUCCCAAGAAAUGUUUGGCCUUUAGAAGAAGGACCGCGGAUUAUUACAUGCAUUUUUUGCCCAUACUCAUCGUUCAAGUCAUUUAAGCUUAUUUACAGACCUCACCAACAUUAUCAACCUGCUCCAUGCUAAUUUGCAAAAUCUGGCAACAGGUAUGCUUUGCAUAGUACGACUAUCUGCACCUGUCUGAACCUUUGCCAUUGGAGCCAAGCGAGGAGACACUUCACAUUUCCUGCUUGCAGAAUCUCACAUUCAGAUAACGAGUACAACAGCCAUUUUGCCUUUUGAAUGUUUCACCACAGCCCUUCAUCACCCUGUGUUUUACUUGAUGCAUGCAUACAGCAAAUAAAGAGAUCUUAUAAUCUUUGC
Dermacentor andersoni is the source of this 1379-nucleotide messenger RNA. RefSeq lists its product as uncharacterized. Gene Ontology annotation, biological process: autophagy. The record is from RefSeq and is a predicted model, not a curated record. NCBI's taxonomy places the organism in Eukaryota, Metazoa, Arthropoda, Arachnida, Ixodida, Ixodidae.